UUAGAAGUAAAUGCUCCGCCCCACUGAGCACAAAAAAAGAGAGAAAAAAACCUUAUUUGCAACAUUCCCCAUUUUGCAGAAGGGGCUGCGCAGGCUUUUAAACGAGACAUCAUGAUGGAGGUGUUUGUAAUUUCUGUUAUUUUUGCAAGUGUGCUCAUAGUUCCAUUUCUACUCAAAACUUUCUUCCCUUACGUCUGGAUGGAUGUUGUGUAUUUCGGGGAUUUAAUGAGCAUCGUGGUGAAGUUCGUUGCGAGGCGAAGGAGGAAACCUUUGUUUUCUGUUUUAGAUCGUUUCUUGGAGCAAACAGCUGCGCAUCCGGACAAACACUUCAUUGUGUUUGAGAAUGACAGACACUCGUUCUCUGACGCGGAUAAGAGGAGCAACAAGAUCGCCAACGCGCUCCAGAGUCACCCCGGCUAUGAGGCUGGGGACACCGUGGCUCUCUUCACGGGCAAUGAACCCGCCUUCAUGUUCACCUGGCUGGCCCUGGCUAAACUGGGCUCUCCCGUGGCUCUGCUCAACCACAACAUCCGCACCAAGUCUCUGCUGCACUGCUUCAACUGCUGCAAGGCCAAGGUGCUGGUAGCAGCCGCAGAGCUGAAGGAAGCGGUGGAGGAUGUGCUGCCCUCGCUGAUGGAUCAAGGUGUCACCGUCCUUCUGAUGACCAAACACUGCGACACGCCUGGAAUCGAGGGAUUCUCCGACAAAGUGGACGAGGCGUCUGACGCCCCGCUGCCUCGAUCCCUCAGAUCACACAUGACAUUCAAAAGUCCUGCGGUAUAUAUCUACACUUCUGGAACUACAGGUCUUCCUAAGGCAGCUGUGAUCAACCAGAACCGCCUGCUAGCAGCUCUGGUCGUUCUGUCUUCAAACGGUGUCACUUCCAAUGAUGUCAUCUACGUCAACCUGCCUCUGUACCACACAGCUGGAUUUGUAAUCGGCUUCAUCGGCUCCAUUGAGACAGGAUCAACGAUAAUCCUGAAGAGGAAGUUUUCUGCAUCACAGUUUUGGGAUGACUGCAGGAAAUACAACGUGACUGUAGUCCAGUACAUAGGAGAGGUGAUGCGCUACCUCUGUAGUACACCAAAGAGAGAGAACGACAGGGAUCACAAAGUGCGACUGGCCAUCGGCAACGGCAUCAGAGCAGAGAUAUGGAGAGAGUUCGUCCGUCGCUUUGGGAACAUUCAGAUUCGAGAGUUUUAUGCCUCCACCGAGGGAAAUGUGGGAUUUGUCAACUACACAGGGAAAGUUGGAGCCAUCGGACGAGUCAAUUUUUUGCAUCGGAAGAUCUUUCCCUACACGCUUGUCAAGUACGACACAGAGCGAGAUGAACCGAUUCGAGAUGCUAAUGGCCUCUGUGUAGAGGUACCUAAAGGUGAGACAGGACUGCUGGUGUCCAAGAUCACAGACAUCGCUCCGUUUGUCGGCUACGCCCAAAACGAAGAGCAAACGGAGAGAAAAAGACUUCGCAACGUUCUCAAGAAAGGAGAUCUUUACUUCAAUACAUGGAAAGGUGAGAAUGUGGCCACAACUGAGGUGUCUGACAUUCUGACGAUCAGCGAGUGUCUCAAAGAAGCCAAUGUUUACGGAGUCCAAGUGCCAGGGCAUGAGGGCCGGAUCGGGAUGGCAGCUGUCACUGUGAAGAAAGAUGCUCAGUUUGAUGGAAGCAAAAUAUAUAAUCAUGUUGUCAGCUACCUGCCCUCAUACGCACGGCCUCGCUUUAUAAGGAUACAGAAUGCAGUGGAAGUGACGGGAACGUUCAAGCAGAUGAAAGUGAAACUAGUGGAGGAGAGUUUUGAUCCAGGACGUAUCCAGGACCCUCUUUACAUCCUCGAUGAUACCGUGAAGGGCUACAUACCGCUGACAGCUCAGGUCUACAGCUCCAUCAUGUCAGGAAACAGCAAACUAUGAGCAGACUCCGAGUGUCCGCUGACAUUUCAGUCUGGCUUCUUUUAACCCUCUGAACUUCAAAAGCCUGCCAGCGGGUUUGAAAGGCGUGUUGUCUUUAAAGAAUCACCAAAA
This is a messenger RNA of Stegastes partitus (bicolor damselfish), 2022 nucleotides long. RefSeq names its product very long-chain acyl-CoA synthetase. Gene Ontology annotation, biological process: long-chain fatty acid metabolic process; long-chain fatty acid import into cell. NCBI's taxonomy places the organism in Eukaryota, Metazoa, Chordata, Actinopteri, Pomacentridae. The record is from RefSeq and is a predicted model, not a curated record. Gene Ontology annotation, molecular function: long-chain fatty acid-CoA ligase activity; long-chain fatty acid transmembrane transporter activity. The transcript has 10 exons. Bases 112 to 1911 code for a protein of 599 amino acids. Gene Ontology annotation, cellular component: plasma membrane; endoplasmic reticulum membrane.